AUGCUCGCAAUCUCAACACGCACCCUCUUCCUCAACGCCGGCCUCGCAAACUUUGCCAUCGUUCCCGUCUCGCUGUUCUUCACAAACGAGGCCAUAACGAGGGAAGACCCGUUUUUUGACGCAAAGGGGUGUGCUCUGAUUGUGCUUUGGGGGGUGGUUUAUAUUGCUACUAGCGGGGUUGCUGAGACAUCCCCCCUCCUCUGCCUCGCCUUCACCCUCGAAAAAGCCAUCUACGUCAUCCACUACCUGCGGACCGCAUCCGUGCAUCGGCGGAGAGCGCUUGCCGGCAAGGCGACGUUGCGGAGGACGCUUGCUGCGUUGUUUUUUGCGACGUAUGGGGUUGCGGAUGCACUUUUUGGGGUGGGGUUUGCUGUUACUGGGUGGAGGGCGCUGAUGAGGGGUGCUUCAGUCUAG
Messenger RNA from Fimicolochytrium jonesii, 414 nucleotides. RefSeq lists its product as uncharacterized. The transcript has 2 exons. The record is from RefSeq and is a predicted model, not a curated record. NCBI's taxonomy places the organism in Eukaryota, Fungi, Chytridiomycota, Chytridiomycetes, Spizellomycetales, Powellomycetaceae. Bases 1 to 414 code for a protein of 137 amino acids.